UCGCUGUCUGAUGACGUUUCCGAUUCCGGUUUUACCAUGGCAGCGGCUACCUCUGCUAACUGAAAGACAAAAUGUCGUUUUUAUAGCAGUUUCAGCGGCUACAAAUCCAGUGAAACAACACAUCUCUCACAAUGACGAACAGGACGUCGUAUUUCUAUGACCCUGACGUAGGGAACUUCCAUUACGGUGCUGGUCAUCCUAUGAAGCCUCACCGAUUGUCCCUGACUCACAGCUUGGUACUGCACUAUGGACUCUAUAAGAAAAUGAUGGUGUUUAAACCAUACAAAGCAUCACAGCACGACAUGUGUCGCUUCCAUUCUGAAGACUACAUUGACUUCCUGCAGAAGGUCAGCCCCAACAACAUGCAGGGCUUCACCAAGAGCCUCAAUACUUUCAAUGUAGGAGAUGACUGUCCGGUCUUUCCAGGUCUUUUUGAGUUCUGCUCCAGAUAUACGGGAGCCUCGUUACAGGGCGCCACACAACUCAAUCACAAGAUUUGUGACAUUGCCAUCAACUGGGCUGGAGGAUUACACCACGCCAAAAAGUUUGAGGCGUCGGGAUUUUGUUACGUCAACGACAUAGUCAUCAGUAUACUGGAGCUUCUCAAAUACCACCCCAGGGUUCUGUACAUCGACAUAGACAUUCACCACGGCGACGGCGUGCAAGAAGCCUUCUACCUUACCGACCGUGUCAUGACCGUGUCCUUCCACAAAUAUGGCAAUUACUUUUUCCCUGGCACAGGUGACAUGUAUGAGGUCGGAGCGGAGAGCGGCCGCUACUACUGCCUCAAUGUCCCUCUCAGGGACGGCAUUGAUGACCAGAGUUACAGGCAGCUAUUCCAGCCAGUUAUUAAGCAGGUGGUGGAUUUCUAUCAGCCUACUUGCAUUGUUCUACAGUGUGGAGCAGACUCUCUGGGCUGUGACAGGUUGGGCUGCUUCAACCUCAGCAUACGAGGACACGGCGAGUGCGUCGAGUUUGUCAAGAGCUUCAAAAUUCCUCUGUUGGUCCUGGGAGGAGGCGGAUACACAGUCCGGAAUGUGGCUCGAUGCUGGACCUUUGAGACGUCUCUGUUAUUGGAUGAGUCUAUCAGCGACGAGCUGCCUUACAGUGAGUAUUUUGAGUACUUUGCUCCAGACUUCACGCUGCAUCCUGAUGUCAGCACCAGAAUAGAAAACCAGAACUCGCGACAGUAUUUGGAGCAGAUCCGUCAGACGGUGUUUGAAAACUUGAAGAUGCUGAACCACGCACCCAGUGUUCAGAUCCACGACGUGCCCUCGGACAUGCUGAGCUACGAACGCACUGAUGAACCAGAUCCGGAUGAGAGAGGCGGCGAAGAAAACUACACAAGGCCGGAAGCAACCAACGAGUUCUACGACGGUGAUCAUGACAACGAUAAAGAAAGCGAUGUGGAAAUUUGACCUGCUAGAAGGACUUGAACAAUUUCGAACGAGCUGUUGGCUUCCUGCCCUUUUCUUUUUAUUAGGUCACUGACAAUUAUGAUGGACACACAGAGCAUCUGGACAUUUCAAAACAAUAUUCCUGGUCGAAAUGUUAUGUGUGCGUUUGUUUACAAGAAGUCAUCUGCAGUUUGCUCAUAGUAUUUUAUUAAAUGUUGGUACAAUAUUAGUGAUAGUCACCUACCUGACAUGCUUCUUUUUUUUUUUUUAUUUCCACAACCUUCACAAUGAGCAGUUGCCGAUGAAAAUGUUAGUUCAUCUGACGGUUCAUGCACAAGAUGCUGUUCAAAGCACGUUUUAGUAUGUGAACUGCAUUUGUAAUCCAAACCCAUUCGACUGUCAAUAGCCUUUGAAAGAAACAUUUUGCAUUUGCCUUUCGGUUCAAAUUGGUUGUACAUAAAUUUCCAUUUCUUUCUGGAUUAUUCACUGUUGUACAAGUGAACAUGUAUGUUUGUCAUUGUAUAAUAUACUAUUAUAGUAUACUGUAUAUCAGGGGUGUCGAACUCCAGUCCUUUUCACGCAGAUGCACUUCAUGAGGGUGUUCCAAUAUGUUUUCCAAGUUACCCUCGUUAUGCACACCUGCGUGAAAAGUUGAGUUCAAUUUCACGUUCUGCAGGAGCCUAACUUUUCCCACAGGUGCACUUAAUGAGGGAACGGGGGCCGCGUUCCAAUGUUUUCCAAGUUACCCUCGUUAACCACACCUGCGUGAAAAGUUGAGUUCAUUUUCACGUUCUGCCGGAGCCUAACUUUUGACACAGGUGCACUUAACGGGGGAAUCUUGGAAAACAUGUUGGAAUGCGGCCCCGAGGACUGCAGUUUGACACCUGUGCUGUAUAUGGAAGGACUGCAGAUUUACAGCAGUUUAAAUAAAUCAGUGAUCCGAUGUUUGUAUACUGUGUAAUUUGGUUGGCUAAUGUAAUCUAAUGUUUUUAGUCAGGUUCUUGUGCUUUUGAUAUUUUUGCAACAUUUUUUAAAAUAAACGGAACAUGAUCAA
Molecule: messenger RNA, 2451 nt
Organism: Syngnathus typhle (broad-nosed pipefish)
Lineage: Eukaryota; Metazoa; Chordata; Actinopteri; Syngnathiformes; Syngnathidae
Gene: hdac3
Product: histone deacetylase 3
Exons: 15
Coding region: 132-1418 (428 amino acids)
Molecular function (GO): histone deacetylase activity
Source: RefSeq, a predicted model, not a curated record